This is a messenger RNA of Peronospora farinosa, 3306 nucleotides long. The record is from the annotation of a GenBank genome assembly. NCBI's taxonomy places the organism in Eukaryota, Oomycota, Peronosporomycetes, Peronosporales, Peronosporaceae.
AUGGGAGUGCAGAAUCUAUGGGUCCUGCUGGAGCCUGUAGGACGCCAGAUUGAAAUUGAAUCUCUAGCGGGUCAAGUACUGGCUGUAGAUGCGAGUAUUUGGCUUACUCAAUUUGUAAAGGCCAUGCGUGAUGAUGAAGGCAAUAUGAUUCGCAAUGCUCAUCUCUUGGGAACUCUUCAUCGUGUAGCCAAGUUGCUUUAUUAUGGGGUCCGUCCUGUCUUUGUAUUUGAUGGACAAACACCAGAGAUUAAGAAAAGAACGACGGCAAGACGUAGGAAACGACAGGAACAACAGACGGAUAAUUUACGUCACACGGCGCAACGAAUUUUACUUAAUAGACUAAAACAACAGACUUAUGAGAUGCAAAAAAAGGGCAGUGUCGUACGAAAAUCAGCUGUUGCACGAGGAAUUACUUUACCAGAAAUUUCAUGCAAAAAAGACAAGAUCAAUGAAAAAAUUGACGCAAAAAAUGAAGUUGAAGAAGAUAAAGGAAGUACUGAAGACAUUGAGCAGGAAAAUACAAUUGGCGAGAAAGAAGGACAAGAGACAGCAGAAGAGCAGGAAGAAAAAGAGGGGACCUUGGAUGACAUUGAUUUGGACACGUCGCGACUUUCAAAGAUUGACCUGCAUGCGGUCUUUUCCCUCCCACCUCAUUUACAGAAAGACAUGAUUCAGAAAAUCUUGCGUGAUCGACGCCAAAAGGUUCGGGACCAGUUCAUUCCACUUGCUGGGAAUCCGGAGAAAUACUCGCACACGCAGAUUUCAUCAUUUUUGCAAACAAGUGCACUUAACCGACGAAUCGAAGCAGUGAAAAGGCAAAAAAGGGAGGAGGAGAUGGCACAUCAGGGCGGCGUUGGGCAAGGCCAUCGAAUUGAUUCCAAUAGCAAUCGCUUUUACAUUUAUCAAAAAGAGACAAACAGCAAAGGCAAAAACGACCAAAGUGAUGAAGAUGUGAUAGCGGAUGUGGAGCGUACUGAUUUGGCAGAACAAGUGUCGUUUACUGGAUCGAUGCAGCCUGACGAUGCUCAAGUUGAUGCCUCUGAGUCAGUGAAGAUGCGGUCAUUUUCUACGUUUUCAUCUGAGGAACCGAAAUUUUCGUCAGAUGCUAAUGCAAAGGAGAUUACAGCGGCGUGGAUCAAGCGGCAUCAGGUUCGAGUCAAGCAGGAACCCAUACUUGCGAUUGAAAGGCUUCGGCUGGAUAAGCUCAAUAAGAAAGGAUAUGUUGCCUCUGUGAAGCCAGCUGGUUCCAACGUCGAUGUCAAGCAGCUACCAGCAAGUGAUGUAAGCGUUUCACUAAAGGUUGACGAUGUUGAGCCUGAAGAAAUGAUGCGUUUUCAGAAGCUGUUCCCAGCAUGUACAACCACACCUGUUUCUACUGUUAAAGCUACAAUCGACGAGGAUGACGAGGAUGACGAUGUUGACUGGGAAGAGGUAGCAGUACCAACCCUAAAACAACCGUCAAAGUAUGUUUUAAGCCCUGAGAGUGGUGAGCAAAAGGCGUCAAAACACGCUGCCACGAUCGAAUCAUUUCCCUCUGCCAAAACAGCUAUACUAGCUGCUGGGAAGGAAAGCGGGAAUGAGAAAGUUAAAAGUGAGAAUAAGCUGGAGCAUGAGGAUACGAACAAAGAGGUCAUAGCUAUUGGUGUUACCCCUGCUGUUGUUACGGAGCAAAUCCCUGCGCAAAAUGAGCUACAAUCGCGAAACGUUGACCUUCAAGAUGAACAAAACGCUGAUCACGAAGUUGAUAACGCGGUAGGCGCUGAAGACUUACUUUUGACGCUGAAAGAUGAGAUGGAGGAUGCUAAGGGGCAUGAAGAUCUUGAUUUACUUAAAGAUGAGGCGCUGCAGUCUGCAAUGGCGACUGCCUCUAAUCUCACGCAAUGGGCUGCUGGUGCUGUGCGACGAGCACUGCAAGCGCAUUCAUUACAGCAUGGUAGAAAAAUCAGAGCUCAAAGAAGUUCUGUUGCAGCACCAAGAGAAGAAAUCAAAGCUGUUUGCAACUUUGGUACAUCUGAGGAUUCAUUUGAGAUUCUAGGAGGAGAAUCCAAGUCUGCCAUACACGAUACGCAGCGUACAGAAGUGAUCGUCACCGGAAAAGAAGAAGACACUACGCGAGUCAGUGCUCGGGACAUUCAUGCAGUUGACGACAACGAGGAGCAGCUACAAGCCGCAUUGGCGGCUUCAAUUGCCAAUGACCACGAGGAGGUAGCAGAUGAAGCUCGUAAUGCUCGUCCCCGCUAUCUUCAGUACUCGCGACGAAGUCAGUCUCCCCAACCUAACGUGCCGAUGGAUAACACAAACGCAGAGACGAGUGCAGCCGCAUUGCAAAAGGAGCAGCUCGAGCUGAAGAAGUUGCGGAGUCGGCAGUUGCGUGACACGGAAGGUAUCACAGACGAUAUGGUGGCAGAAGUAAUGGACCUAUUGCGCUUGUUUGGGGUGCCCUUCCUUGUAAGCCCCAUGGAAGCGGAAGCACAAUGCGCGGCACUGGAACAACUUGGACUUGUGGAUGGCGUUAUCACGGAUGAUAGUGAUAUCUUUCCAUUCGGUGGUCAACGUGUCUACAAAAACAUUUUUCACCAUCAAAAGUUUGUCGAAGCAUUUUCGGCUCGGGACAUUGAACGCGAGCUGGGGUUUUCGCGAGAGCAGAUUAUCGCUUUGGCACUACUCCUUGGAAGUGAUUACACGGAUGGCGUACGGGGUAUUGGUAUAGUGAAUGCCACUGAGAUUGCAGCUUCUUACCCGGGUAUCAAGGGCCUCCGCGAGUUUAAGGAAUGGGUCCAUGAGUUUAAUGUUGCUGAAGAGGCCCAGCGCGUUGCGUCGAGCGGGUCAAAGAAGAAAAAGAAGAAAGUGAGUAAAGGGAAAGCUGACAAAUCGAUUGAAGGGAGUGAUGAAAAUAAUGCUAUAACAGCUCGGGAACGCUUCCAGCGGUCUCACGCAACUGCACGUCGAAAGUGGGAAUUAGGCGAUGAGUUUCCAAGCCAACAAGUGGUCCAGGCGUACAUGGCUCCUCAAGUAGAUCGCUCUGAUGCUCGAUUCUCGUGGAGUGCCCCAGACUUGGAUGCUUUGCGAAACUAUUGUGUUAAUGCUUUCGGGUGGGAUCAGCAGAAAAGUGAUGGCGUUCUACAGCCCCUUGAAGAAAAGGCAAAAGCUGCAACGGCCUCCGGUAGCAGACGUAUCCAGACACGAUUGGAUCGAUUCUUUACGAGCUAUGACGACCAAGUACAUUAUGCUCAAAUUAAGAGCAAACGAUUGCGUUCCGCUGUAAGCCACGGUACCCGUAGCAAGAGUAAGAAGCAGAAAAAGUGA